Molecule: messenger RNA, 2991 nt
Organism: Fukomys damarensis (Damara mole-rat)
Lineage: Eukaryota; Metazoa; Chordata; Mammalia; Rodentia; Bathyergidae
Gene: Adgre5
Product: adhesion G protein-coupled receptor E5
Exons: 21
Coding region: 21-2585 (854 amino acids)
Biological process (GO): adenylate cyclase-activating G protein-coupled receptor signaling pathway; cell surface receptor signaling pathway
Cellular component (GO): membrane
Molecular function (GO): calcium ion binding; G protein-coupled receptor activity
Source: RefSeq, a predicted model, not a curated record
CGUCCCGGCCGGCUAUCGCCAUGGGAGCCCCGCACCAACUGCUCGUGCUAUGUGUCCUGCUGAGUCUGUCGGAAGCCGGAGCCCAGGACAGCACAAACUGUGCCUCCUGGUGCCCUAAAGCCUCCAGAUGUUUGAACAGUUCCGCCUGUCGCUGCAACCCAGGAUUCGGACCAGCUGAGAUCAUCACCAGCCUUGUGGAGAGCUGUGACGACAUCAACGAGUGUAUACCUCCCAGAAGUGUGGCCUGUGGAGAAUUUGCAGACUGUGAGAACACAGAGGGGAGCUACCAGUGUGUGUGCAGCCCGGGCUAUGUGCUCACUUCUGGGAAAACAAUUUUCAGCAAGGCAGAGGAGAACGACUGUCACAUCCCAGCAGUGGCCCAGACGACGCCUGCCACUCCGGUUUCAGCCAUGCCCGGAAACCUCCCCGACUUCCCGGCCACCGUGGACCCAGGAACUCAGUCUGGAUGCUCUGAAGGAAGGACAGAGGAUGGGAGCCAGUGGACAAAGAACCGCAAAGUCUGCCAGGGCAUUGUCAAUGACCGUGGCGACUGCGUCAGUGUCUGCCCACCGGGGCACAGGCUGACUCCCGAGGGCCCGAGGCGGUGCACAGAUGUGAACGAAUGCACCUGUGGACAAAACCCGUGUCACAUCUCCGCCCACUGCCUCAACACUGCGGGCAGCUAUAUGUGCAAGUGCCGGCGUGGCUGGAAGCCCGUUCCUGGAUCCCCCAAUGGCCCCAGCAACACUGUCUGUGAAGAGGUGAAUGAGUGCAACUCCGGGCAGCAUCAGUGCCACAACUCCACCAUCUGCAUCAACACCCAGGGGUCGUACAGGUGCCGCUGCCGCCAGGGUUGGAAGCCACUUCCUGGGUUCGCCAAUGGGCCAAAGAACACCACCUGCAAAGCAGAAAUCCUCUUCCCUGCCUGGACCCUGCCCCCGGGGAUCCACAGCAAGAGUCUCUCCCGCUUCUUUGACAAAGUCCAGAGCCUGAGCCGAGACUUUGAGCCCCGAGUGGCCGAGCAGACCAUUAAGAAACUCAUUGAGGCCAUCGAUGGGCUGCUGGAAGCCCCCGGGGACAUAAAAGAUCUGACCCUGCAACAGCGGCACCUUGUGGCCACCUGGCUGCUCUCGGACCUGGAGCACAGCCUGAGGUCCCUGGCCCAGGCCCUGCCUGAGGGCAGCUUCAUCUACACAUCCCCUUCCAGCACAGAGCUGGCCCUGAUGGUCAACGAGAGCGGCCGUGGAAACGUCACCGUGGGCCAGAGCCACUCGAGGAUGCUGCUAGACUGGGCUGUGGCAAUAGGGGCGGAGGACUCAGACCCCGCUGUGGUGGGGAUCCUGUCCAGCCAGCACAUGGAGGAGUUGCUGGCCAACGCUUCCCUAGACCUGGAGCCCGAAAAGCUAGCACAGUUGACGGAGGCCUACGAGAGACCCGUCCGCCGGGCGCAGGGCACCCUGCUCUCAGCCGUCAGCUCCGUCUUUCUGAGCAACACCAACACAGACAGACUGGUCUCCCCCGUCACCUUUGCUUUCUCCCACCACCAGCUGGAGGAGCCCGGGACAGAACUGAUCUGCGCCUUCUGGAAGGAUGGACACUGGGCCACCACGGGCUGCCGGAAGGUGGGGAGUGGGAAGAACAGCACCACCUGCCAGUGCGACCACCUGAGCAGCUUCGCUGUCCUCAUGGCCCACUACCAGGUGGAGGACUGGAAGCUGUCCCUGAUCACCAAAGUGGGGCUGUCGCUGUCGCUCAUUUGCCUGAUGCUGUGCAUCCUAACCUUUCUGCUGGUGCGGCCCAUCCAGAGCUCACGCACCACGGUGCACCUGCACCUCUGCAUCUGCCUUUUCCUGGGCUCUGCCAUCUUCCUGGUGGGCAUUGAGAACGUCGGUGGCCAGGUAGGGCUGCGCUGCCGCCUAGUGGCCGGGCUGCUGCACUACUUCUUCUUGGCCGCCUUCUGCUGGAUGAGCCUAGAGGGCGUGGAGCUCUACUUCCUGGUAGUGCGCGUGUUCCAGGGCCAGGGCCUGGCUACGCGCUGGCAGUGCCUGAUCGGUUAUGGUGCACCCCUGAUCAUUGUGGCCAUCUCAGCAGCGGCCAACAGCAGUGGCUAUGGCCACACCGCCCACUGCUGGCUGGACCCGAAGCAGGGCUUCCUCUGGAGCUUCCUGGGACCACUGGCCUUUGUCAUCUUGUGCAACGCUGUCAUGUUCGUGGUCACUGUGUGGACGCUCAUGCAGAAGUUCUCUGAGAUCCACCCAAACAUGAAGAAAUUGCGGAGGGCGAGGACGGUGACUGUCACGGCCGUGGCGCAGCUCUUCGUGCUGGGCUGCACCUGGGGCUUUGGCCUGUUCCUAUUCAGCCCAGAGACAUGGCACAGCACGGUGCUGGCCUACGUGUUCACUGUGCUCAACUGCCUGCAGGGUGCUUUUCUCUAUGUGUUGCACUGUCUGCUCAACAAGAAGGUUAGAGAGGAGUACCGGAAGUGGGUCUGUGCAGUCACUGGGAACAAGUACUCGGAAUUUGCCUCCUCUGGUGGAAGCAGCCAGCAGACUCGGUCCCUCAGGCCAUCAGAAUCUGGGAUGUGAAGGCCAGGCUUCCAGCCAGCAGCUUGUGUGUGCUGCGGCCAACGUCCUGUAUCUUGCUGCGUGCAGUGCACAAGGCACAGCAGCUGUACUAUGCUCCUGAACCUGAGAACCACAGGAGCAACCAAUGGACCUGCUUCUGCCACACCCCAGCCGUGUCCUGGUGCACCAGCCAGGCCAGGGACAGGCUUGGGGCCCUGCCUCGACCUGCCCCUUUGUCCUCUGCCAUCUGCCAGGCCACAAGAGGCCAGGAGCCCGGGCUCCACUUCCCUAAGCUAAGACUGAUGUCAGGGCCAGAGUGCUGGCCAUGCCGAGGCUCACGGUACAGAGGCUGCUGCCCACACCAGGGCACAUAAGUCUCAUGUUUUGUUUUUGUGUUUUUCUUCUCUUUUUUUUUUUUUUUUUUUUU